Molecule: messenger RNA, 7946 nt
Organism: Calliphora vicina (urban bluebottle blowfly)
Lineage: Eukaryota; Metazoa; Arthropoda; Insecta; Diptera; Calliphoridae
Product: ankyrin repeat domain-containing protein 50
Exons: 8
Coding region: 313-6948 (2211 amino acids)
Molecular function (GO): protein binding
Source: RefSeq, a predicted model, not a curated record
AAUUUUCUUGUCUUUCAUCUCUCAAAGACAUUGAUGGACUUUUGUGGCGAACGAGAAGGAAACCAUUCCCAAUGGAUAUUAAAUGUAUUAUACUAAACAUAAAUUGAAAAAUGCUUUAAGUACACUCAUACAUAAAUUAUAAGACAAACGGAACAAUCGAAUAAUGUGAAACGACUGCAAGCGAUCAAUGCAAAACGAUCGUCUAUAUUAUUAAAAACAAAACUAAACUAAACUUAAACAAAUAAAAAGACCUUUAACCACACAAACCAAAGAUUUACCUUAAACUUAAGUUAAUACAAAACAGUUGCCAUCAUGUCUAAACAUAAAGAUAACGAUCAUUUACGCAAUGAUAUCUACGAAAAUCUGCCGUGUCAGGCCAUGUUCAAUGAGUCAGUACGUAAAAUGCAACAGCAAAAAAAUGUACAAACAACCAACUCCAACUCGAAUAAUAUUAACUCGAACAAGGCUUUAUCCCAGCAGUUGCUACUGAACAAUAUAAGUAAUCAAAGUGCUCAUUUGAAUGCCACCAAUUCGAAUGUAAAUGUCAAUUUGAAUGCAAAUUCGAAUUCGACACCGAAUAAUAAACAUCAUCAUAGUAGUAAACAUUUUCCGGUAGGACAUAUGCCAAAGGAAAUGAUCUAUGCCACGCCGCUAAGAAAAUCGGAUCGUUAUAAGAGUGGUGAACGUAGCAGAUUACAGCAACCCUCAGCUCCAUCGGCCAGGGCCCUAAAUGAAGCCAAUGAUGUGAAUGACUUAAAGCUGACCAACAUUAUGGACUACAAACAACUGAACACCCGUGAUAGUAAUCGUUUGAGCAAUAGCAAUCGUAAUGGUAACUCUAUACCGGUUACAGAUUUGGAUGAUGAACCAGACUCCGGCUGUACCUCCAGCAAUAUGUAUACCAAUCAGGGUAUACCUUUGCCUACAACUAGCGGUGGCAGUGGGAUUUCUAUUAGCCACCAGUUGGAGGAUCGGCGCAUAUUGAAUUUCCUUAAAGACACAACACAGCUUCACAAGAAAAUGGAAAUGUCUGGUAAGGAUUGUCCAAACUCGAGCUUCUCCAAUUUGGCCAGGGAAGAACAUUUUGCUAAUUUAGUGCAACAAAAUUUUCCGGUGGAAUUGUCUCGACGUAGUGUCGAUCCAGAAGAUGAAAUGGAAGCAGCUCUGGAGGGAGCAGGCAAUAUGGAACGUAAUCCCGAGGAAACAUCCGAUAACUUGGAAGUUUUAAUGCAAAAAAAAAUUUCACCCGAUAAAGAGGUCAAUGGUUUUGUAGCAAAUGGCCAUCAACAAAUGGUACAUCAUCAUCAUUAUCCACCACAUCAACGCUAUGAAGCCAAAGUUUAUAUAAAUCGUGAAUGGGUAUUAAAAAAGAUUGCCAUGUGUUUGGAACAACGUACAGCUGGCAAAAAGUCUAUGCCCGGUCUUCUGGGAGCUGUUGGCAGUAGUAAGCAUGAGCCAUUUGCUGGAUCCUCACAAUUUAUGUCGGCCCGGGCUAAGGCUUCAGCCAUAUCCUCUUCAACCUAUAAUGGUUGCUUAGUGCUGGGUUCCAAUGGCUCUGGCAAAACUUCCAUCUGCCAAGCAAUACUAAAUGGCAAUUCUGGCACCAAGGGCAUAUUGAAUCGGAAAUUGUUGGCUUGUUACUUAAUUGAAUCACAAAAUCCCGAAUGUCAUAGUUUAUCGUUGUUUAUACGCAAAUUAGUGUUGCAAAUAUUAAGUCACUCUUCACUCAUUACCAAAGACGAAUCUCAGCGUAUUAUCGAUGAGGGCUUCUCAUUCCUACAGGAUGAGGUUCAACAACAAGAAUCCAAACUGGAUGAAGCUAUGAAUAAUAUUUCUCUCGAUGAAAACGCUGAAGAUAUUCUAAUAGAAGAGCUGAAGAAAGAAGCUAAAGAAUGUGAUUUUACCGAAUUCGAUCAUUUACAAGAGCGCCGUACUUCCACCAACAAAAAGUCAGAAAAUUUACAACUCUUACGGCAGAAAUCAGAGCCAGCACCAGAACAAUAUUUCGAUGAAUCCGAAGUGCAUGAACAACAAAACUAUGGCACUCAUCCUCCCAAGGGGGCUAAAAAUAAGUCUAAAGCAGAUUAUGAGGAGAAUAAAGAUAACGAUACGGAAAAAUUUAGGAAAAGGGAUGAAGAGCAUUCAUGUUCAUCCUCUAGUAAAACUAGUCCUGGUAAGAAAUCCAAAAUUCCCGUUAAACUAACAAGACCCGGUGCCGUAGCUUCUCCCGUUAAGCAUGUGAACUCAACAGCAAACAGUUCGUCAACAGUACCUCAGCAAGGGGGAGGAGAAGAUAUUGCUGUGGUGAUUAGUGAAGAUCUUAAGCAGGAAAUUCAAGCGGCCAUAGAUGCUGAUGAUAACAAUGAAGAUUUAAAAUCUGAUAAAGAUGAAAAACAGGACAACGAAGAUAAGCCGGAAGCUGAUAAAGAUUUUGAAGAACUUACUAGAUUAAAUCAACAGAAAAAAGAGACAACGACUAAGGAGUGUAAGGAAAAAGAAGAAGACAACGAGCGCGAGGAGCAGAGAUUAAAGGAGGACAAACUAGAAGAUAGCUAUAUUGACAACAAUCUAAUUGAUUUUGAUUUAUCCGUUAAUGGCAAGUCAACGGAAAUAACUUUACCUAUGGAUGAAGAAGAACCUAUGUCCUUAAACACUCUACCUCCACCCUUGCCGAAGACUAAAAGUUGCCGCACUAUUAUAGCUGAUGGUUACUAUGAAAUGUUACUCUCUAAUCCCGAAAUAUUUGAAUGUUUGACUGUCGAUAACAUAGAAAAGAAUCCGGAUGAAUGUUUCAAGAAGGCUUUGCUAUUUCCUCUCUUGGAGUUAACACCACCUAAGACAGCUCUAUUACUGCUAAUCGAUUCCAUCGAUGAAAACUACAUCAAUGAGGGCAACUUAAUUUCUACUUUAAAGGGAGGCCGUGGCAAUGCCACCACCCACAAAAGUCGUAAUGUAGCCGAAUUAUUAUCGAAUCAUAUACACCUCUUUCCGAAAUGGUUGUUCUUGGUGUGCACUACCAAGAAACAAACGAAACAAAUUACCAAGAUGUUUACCGGCUUUAAGAAAAUCACUUUGGAUGAUUUGCGCAAAUCGCAUGUGGUCAAAGAUGUGCAGGAAUAUAUUAUCAAUAGAUUGAACUCUGAUUUUAAAGACAGUAUUAUGUUGACCAAGGAAAUAAUUGAAUCCCUACAUCAACUAUACAUCAAAUCGAAUGGUUGCAUUCUUUACUUGGAAAAAGUAUUGAAUGGCAUUAAAGAGAGCUUUUUUAGUUUUCGAGAGAUCAAAUUAAUACCCUGUACUCUGAAUGGAUUGUAUUUGUACAUAUGCCAGAAAUCUUUCAAUAAAAAACAAUACAUGAAAAUAAGACCAGUUCUAAAUGUGCUGUUGGCCUCCUCCGGUUAUGUGGACAAACUGUUCUUGUUCAAUUGCUUAAGAACACACAACUAUACCAUUGACAAUGAGGAGUUUGAGAAACGUUUAUUAUUAAUGAAGAAUAUUCUAUUGUAUGACAAUGACCAGCAAAGACUGAAGAUAUUCCACAAUUCAUUUUCCGAUUGGUUGGUAGAUGUUAAAUUUGCCACUAAGAAAUUCAUAUGCGAUGUCAACGAAGGUCACGUUAUGAUCUCCAUGUAUUAUUUGCUAGUGGCUGAUACUCUGUGCGCAAACACAGUGAGAAAAUUUAUCUAUCAUCUCAUUAAGUCUGGAGAGUAUUUAACCAACCGUAAUAUUGACUUGGAUUUGAUACUAAUGCUGUUGGAAUCGCGUCUCAAUUUGAAUGACUGUUUCUAUACUAAUCAUUUGAACUGUUGUUCUCAGUGUGAAAUGGAUUUUAAAAAUGAUCCCAACUUUUUACCUAAAACCCGCAAUAUGAUUGAAAAGUUUUUGAACAACGAAUUGGGUGACGAAUUCACACAAAUGUUGUGUGAUUUCUUUAAACCCAGCUUACCAACAGAUGGUAAAAUUUUAAAGCUGCUCAUCGAAACGGGCAUUAAUAACGCAGAUUCACAAACAUCGUGUGAAUCCUCAUUAAUGUCGCCCGAGCUGUCAGAAAAGUCCCAAAACAUAGACUUUGAAUUAGCAGACCUGUUGAUAUCCAGUGAAAAGUCAUGUAUUUUGGAGACCCAACGACCUACCAGUCCUUCGGAGAAAAGUGAGCCUCAUCAUGAGAGUCAGGAUGACAAUGCAUCAUCUACUCUGCAUCAACUCUCAGAUUCCAAUCGGUUGGAGUUGCAUAAGGGCAAGGCCUUGAUACAUAUCUUGGCUAAUGAUGGCAAUCAUUUGCUACUAGAACGAGCUUUAAAUGCUUGUAAAGGUCCAAUUGAUUUAGAAAUCGAGGACUACAAUGGCCAGACGGCCUUAAAUAUAGCCUCACGUAAUGGUCAUUUGGAUGUGGUUAAGCUGUUACUAAACUUCUCUCAACCUUGUAAUGAUGGCACUGGACGCAUGAAACGUGUCGAUGUAAAUCAUGCAGAUCGCGAUGGUUGGACUCCUUUAAGAUCAGCCUCUUGGGGAGGACAUACUGAGGUUGUUAAAUUGCUUAUAGCUCAUCCAGCAUGUAAAAUCGAUUUGGCCGACAAAGAAGGACGCACUGCUUUAAGAGCAGCUGCUUGGAGUGGUCAUGAGGAUAUUUUGAAAAUACUCAUAGAACAUGGGGCCGAUGUCAAUUCUGUUGAUCGCCAGGGACGUACCUCUCUAAUAGCUGCCUCCUACAUGGGUCAUUAUGAUAUUGUGGAGAUACUGUUGGAAAAUGGAGCAAACGUUAAUCAUCUUGAUUUGGACGGCCGCAGCGCUUUAUGUGUGGCUGCUCUAUGCGGUUCCUCGGGUUACAGCAAGGUCAUAUCAACUCUGUUGGAACAUGGUGCUAAUACCGAUCAGCUGGACAACGAUGGAAUGUCUCCUUUGUUGGUCAGUUCAUUUGAAGGAAAUGCUGAGGUUUGUGAACUACUACUCGAAAAUGGUGCUGAUCCUGAUUUAGCUGACUUUAUGGGCAGAACACCCUUAUGGGCUGCUUGUACUGCCGGUCACGCCAAUGUUGUUAAGCUUUUGCUCUUCUGGGGUUGUGGCAUAGACUGCAUGGACUCUGAAGGUCGUACUGUGCUCAGUAUUGCUGCUGCUCAGGGUAAUAUAGAAACUGUGCGCCAGCUUUUAGAUCGCGGUCUGGAUGAGACUCAUCGUGACAAUGCAGGCUGGACACCACUGCAUUAUGCCGCCUUCGAAGGCUUCCAUGAAGUUUGCCUUCAGUUACUAGAAUCAGGUGCAAAAAUCGAUGAAUGUGAUAACGAGGGUAAGACAGCAUUACAUUUGGCCGCUCAAGAAGGUAGAACAAAAUGUGUUCAAGUAUUACUUGAAUGCCAUGCAACAUUUGUCGAUCAAAAGGCACACGACGGUAAAACGGCUUUCCGUUUGGCUUGUCUGGAAGGACAUUUGGAGACCGUACAAUAUCUGUUGAAAUAUAAUUGCGACGUUAAUGCUAAGGAUGCCGAUUCUCGUACAACAUUGUAUAUUCUGGCUUUGGAAAAUAAAUUGGAAAUGGUUAAAUACUUGUUGGAGUUCACUGAUGUUGAUGUCAAUAUAAGCGAUAGUGAGGGACGAACCGCAUUACAUGUAGCUGCCUGGCAGGGUCAUGCUGAUAUGGUGAAAAUGUUGAUAACAUUGGGUAAUGCUGAUGUUAAUGCUAUGGAUUUGGAGGCUCGCACGCCAUUACAUUCUUGCGCUUGGCAGGGAAAUCAUGAUGUGAUGAAUAUUUUACUCUACUUUGGAGCUUUGGCAGAUCAUGCCUGCAAACAAGGAGCCACAGCUUUGGGCAUAUCAGCUCAAGAGGGUCAUGAGAAGUGUGUCAUAGCAUUGUUGAAAUACGGUGCCAAUCCCUAUAAAUCGGAUCAUUGUGGCCGCACACCCAUCAAAUUGGCAGCCAAAUCGAAUCGCACAAAUAUCUUAAAGAUUUUUGAUAACUAUACCAAAAAUGAAUCUAACAAUCCCUUGGAGGGCAAAUUUCAUCAUGCGAAUAUGUUACGUUCACCUGAUCAGCCACCAUCUAUACCCGCUCAUGCAAAUUUAGGUAUAGGCAGUUUAACAUCAUCACCAUUCCCACCACAUGCCUCAGCGUCAUCUGUUUGUUCGGCCGCCACCACGGCCACUGUUAAUAAUAAUAUGGCAGCACCCAGUAUACUAAAUGCCUCAAGUUCAACACACAGUUCAAAUAAUUUCUAUCAGAAUACAAUGCAAUCGGACACCAGCAGUUUACACAAACGUAAAAGUGUUAUAUCUAGUCAAUCCACAGGCAGUAGUAAUGAUGCGCCUCUUACAUUUACACAGCAAUUGCAACGUCAAACCAAACUAAGCUCUCGCAACAAUCCAUUUGUGCAAAACUCUCCCAUGGUCAAUGCAAAACACAAUUCUGCAUCAUCUUCAUCAUUGGCUCACAAAAAUUCUGCUCACCAAAGGCAUUCACAAAUCCUACCCGAUCUCAAUGAACAUCAAAUGGCUGCUCAUAUGGCCAGUAAUGAGGCUGAUAUUUAUGAUAUGGAAUGCAUGUCACCUUUAUAUGCUACACCACCCCACUCUCCCAGCAGUGAGUUAAGUUCACCCGGCCAAUUGCCCUCUAUCAAUAAUAUAGAUGAUUGUGCUGGUGCCUCGGGUCUGAAUGGCAGUAGCGGUGCCAGUUGCUCGGGUAUCAAAUCGGCAUUACCCGAUAAUCAUUUUGCCCGUGAUACUCAUAUGCGUAUAAUUUUGGGCAAUCUUAAGGAAAAUCAAGCCAGUUCAUCAAGCAAAAGCAAACGUAGUGGCAUAACCACAAAUCCAGCAAUGCGUCUAAUACGCAGCCGAUUCGAUUCCGCUGCCCAGCUAAUAAGACGUACGAAUAAUAUCCUCUCUAGCAGUGGUCAGGGUUCAUCAAGUAUUGGAGUCAAAUCUGGAACUUUCCAGUGGCGCAAAGAAAGUCAAAUGUAAAUUAUAAAAAAUUUAAACAAAAAAUGUUAUAAAAAAUUAAAAUAAAAAAAAUAUACAUUUAAUUAAUAUUAAUUUAAAAAAUAAAAAUAAAGAAAAUUAUGUAAUUUGUUAAAUUUUUUGUUUAUUUAUGAUUUUUAAGUAUUUGAUUUUGUGAUAGUUUAUUUUAAGUUUAUUCAAUAUUAUUUAAAUUAUUUAACAAAAAAAAAACCCACAUAGAAUUAUAUAAAGAAAACAAAGUAGAAGAGACCUUAAAUGAAAAAUAUUGCAAAAAUAUAUUUAAAAAAAUAGAAUAUUAAACAUUAAACACCAACACAUACACAUACACAAGUAAUUUAUUAACAAACAAUUUAUGUAGAAUUGAAAUUUAAAAAAACAUGGAUACGAAAAUUAAUUUUCCGUAGUAAAUUGAUCGAAUAGGAAAGUACACUGCAGGAAAUUAAUAUUUAAAAUGAGGAAGUAAAAAAUAUACACGAUUAAACCUAUAAAAGGAACAAUUAAAGAACAACUUGAAAUAAAAAUAAAAGCAAUAUUUGCAAUUAUUAAAUUACAUAAAAAGAAAAUAAAAAUUAAUUAAAUUAAGUUCAAUUAUUUAGAAAUGUUUUUCUCUCUUUAGUUUUCUUAUCUUCAAAGUAGUUUUAAUAUACAAUACAUAAAUAAAUCUAAUUUUAAUAAUAAAAAUUUUAGUUGAAAAAUAAAACGACAUUCUCUCAAGAAACAUACAAAUAUUAAAUUUCCUUAAGAAUUAAAAACAAAUUUAAAAUUAAUAUUGUUUUUUAGUUUAACAAAAAAACAAAAUGUACUGACACUUAUUAUUACUAUUUAACACAUUAAAACAAAAAAUAAAACACAUCCAUACAUACAAAAACAUGAUAUGAAAAACAUUUAAAAUACAUACAUACAUCCAUACUUAAAAAUUUAAUAAUUUAAUCUAAACAAGAUAAAAACAAAAAACAAAACAAUUUUUAAUAAAUUAUUUUCAAUUUUUGUGAACAAAUAAA